Doryrhamphus excisus (bluestripe pipefish) is the source of this 1002-nucleotide messenger RNA. RefSeq lists its product as uncharacterized. Gene Ontology annotation, biological process: innate immune response. NCBI's taxonomy places the organism in Eukaryota, Metazoa, Chordata, Actinopteri, Syngnathiformes, Syngnathidae. The record is from RefSeq and is a predicted model, not a curated record. Gene Ontology annotation, molecular function: complement component C1q complex binding.
UUGCGUGUAGAAGAAGUUUGGUGGCCGUGCUGACGAAUGCUCCUCAGCCCCAUCAUGGGUGCGUUGAAGGUGUGGCAGCUUCUGUGUGUGCUGAGUUGUGUGGGUGCAUCACUGCAUUUGAACCAGGUGGACUACAUGGACGUCUACGACAACGAUGUACCCCGAGAAGAGGAGUCCCAGCAAACGCCAUGCCAAGCUGCAGAGCUGACGCGAUGGGACAAGCUCUUCAUCGCACUGGAGAACUCUCACAUGAGGCAGAACAUGCUGCUGGAGUCCUUUGAGAAAUGUUGUGGAGGAAUGGCGCCCCUCGGGGCGCAGGUGGACCACCUAGCCAGGGUGACAUCCCGACUGUGCUCCACCUGCUUCGGUCAAGCAGAGCAGGCUAACCUGAAGAUGCUUCAUCGGGGCCUGGCUGAGCUUCGGGAGGAGGCGGAUGCGAGGGAGAGGAGGGUCAACACCACCUUGCAGAAGAUCCUGGACAGUUUUCCAGAGGAGGAUGGCGGCAAGGAGGGACACCUUCCAACACAAAGACCCGAGGGUGGCUUGGCGGCGGCUCUCGGGUUGGGGAUGAAGCCUUUCACGUCUGGUCUUAAGGAGCAGGAAGUGAAUUCACCUCUGGACAUGGCCUCAGUGGAGAAGGCCUUGGUUGCCAUAGCAACUGAGCUGCAGCAGGUUCACGUGCAGCUGAGCAGAAUGAUUGAACAAGCGGGCACGUUGAAGAAAGACAGAGGAGACACAUGAAGAUACAAAAAACACAAGAGUGACAGUCUGGCCUUGACACUUUUGCACUUCAUCCUUUUAAGGAGUGGACUGUCAGUGUACUUUCAUCAAUAAAAACACAUGACAACGGCCUCAAGAUGCCCACAGCCCAUAAGCCCUUUUGUCCUUGCUGUGCACGUGUGGAACUGGACACACAGAGAUGGCCAAGAGUGGAAUCGAACUCUGGUCUUCUAGCUGUGUGGCCUAACCACUAGACGGCCGUGCAGCCUUACAUUUAAAGAA